Drosophila busckii is the source of this 5054-nucleotide messenger RNA. RefSeq lists its product as uncharacterized. The transcript has 6 exons. NCBI's taxonomy places the organism in Eukaryota, Metazoa, Arthropoda, Insecta, Diptera, Drosophilidae. Gene Ontology annotation, cellular component: nucleus; cytoplasm. Bases 1009 to 4668 code for a protein of 1219 amino acids. Gene Ontology annotation, biological process: protein autophosphorylation; peptidyl-serine phosphorylation; intracellular signal transduction. The record is from RefSeq and is a predicted model, not a curated record. Gene Ontology annotation, molecular function: calcium/calmodulin-dependent protein kinase activity; calcium-dependent protein serine/threonine kinase activity; calmodulin binding.
AUUUUCUUUAGUCGGAAAAAAUCUUCGAACGUUAAAACAUGGAUCGGUAGCUAAGAGAGAUAAAUUUAAAGCGAAAAACGCAAAGAAAACGGCUUUUGUCCGCUAUUUUGAGCGAUUUUUUUUGUGUUGUAAUCAGCAGAAAAUUUUAGCAGCUACAACGACCAAACAACACCACCAGUUAGUCCCAGGCAAUAACCAACAGCAAUUUUGCAAUAUCAAUAGAAAUUUUACUGCAGAAACCAAACAACCAACAGGAAUCACGGCCAAUAAGCAAAAGCAAGCAGUAGAAAAGAAAGGUAAAAAGGAAUAAGCGAAAAAAAGGAAUAUUUUAUAUCUUGCUUGCUUUAACGAAUUUUGUGAUGAGAAAAACCAUUAGCUACAGUAUCAACAUCAAGAAGAACAACAACAACUACAGCCAUUUAACUACCAAUAACAACAGCAACCGACCGACAGAGCAGCGCAGUCAACGUCAACAGUGGCUGCUAAACAGUGGAUCAAAAAAUUUCUUUGCCAAAGUGAAUUUUCUGCGAUAAAUUAAAAGCUGCUGCGCAGUUUGCAACAACACCGAAUGCACUUAAAGCAGCAGCACUAACAACAACAACCUCAAAUGCAAAUUCAAUUGCAGUAGUUAGAAUUUAUUCAAACCACGCAACAAAAUUUCUUGGCAGCGCAUCGAGAGCAAAAAAACAACAAAAAUCUUUUGAGCAGCAGCCACCAUUUUGAAUGAGCGCAACAACGACCGCAAAGCGCAGCGACAGAAGCAGAGGCAGAGGCAGCGACGUUGACGUCAAAUUGUGUCUUAUUAGCGAGAAGAAGGAAAGAGAAGGGAGAAAGAGGGGUGGAGGAGACGACGCAUUGCAGCUGUGAGACCGGAAAAAUUCUAAAAUACAGUGCGUAAGAGUGAGAGAAAAGAGUUCAGCAGAUAGACUGUGAGUGCGAGUGCUUAAAUUCCGUUUGGCAAUAGAAGUAAAUCAUAUUCAAAUAUCUAACGCCAACGCAAGAAAAAUUAUGGUUGAGCGAAUUUUGGAAGAGAGAAGUGACAGCACAGCUGCUGCGAAGGAGUAUGAGCCGUUGCGGCGUAUUCACGCCAACGCCGGCAGAGAUGGCAGUGGGCGCAGCAAUAAUAGCAACAACAAUAAUGCAAGCGGCUCAGCAGAUAGCGACGUAGGCGGCAACAAUGGCUCAUGCAGCAACACCGACAACAGCUGCAGUCAAAGUCAAUCAGACGGUCAGAAUGAGUUAACGCGCUACAGCAGCGAAGAUGUCUCCGGCAACGAGUCAAGCGAGGCGCCCAACAUGACAGAAAUGGAGCGUCAGGCUGAGCUCAAUCGGCACAAGGAGGAGAUGCGCAAGAAGCCGCGUAAGCAGCGCAUUAGCUCAUCGAUGCACUCGUCGACGUUUCAAGAGCUUUACAAGUUGACUGGUGAAAUUCUUGGCGAGGGCGCCUAUGCAUCGGUGCAGACAUGCGUAAAUAUCUACACCGAUAUGGAAUAUGCUGUGAAAGUAAUCGAUAAGAUUCCGGGACAUGCGCGUGCGCGUGUCUUUCGCGAAGUCGAGACAUUCCAUCACUGUCAGGGCCAUCCGGGCAUCUUGCAAUUGAUCGAAUUUUUUGAGGAUGACGAGAAGUUCUAUUUAGUGUUUGAGAAAAUCAACGGUGGUCCGCUGUUGACGCGCAUCCAGGAGCACAUUUGCUUCUCGGAGCAUGAGGCUGCGAAAAUCAUCAAGGAGAUUACAUCUGGUUUGGAUUUUCUGCACAAGAAGGGCAUUGCGCAUCGUGAUCUCAAGCCCGAGAAUAUAUUGUGCGUCAAGCCGGACUCGUUGUGUCCUAUUAAAAUUUGUGAUUUUGAUUUGGGCUCUGGCAUUAAGUUUACCACAGAUGUCUCCUCGCCAGCAGCUACGCCACAAUUGCUGACACCAGUGGGCAGCGCAGAGUUUAUGGCGCCCGAAGUGGUGGACUUGUUUGUAGGCGAGGCUAAUUAUUAUGAUAAGCGCUGCGAUUUGUGGUCCUUGGGCGUCAUUGCGUAUAUUUUGCUAUGCGGCUAUCCACCAUUCUCAGGCAACUGCGGCAAGGAUUGCGGCUGGAAUCGCGGAGAGAACUGUCGCACCUGCCAGGAGCUGCUCUUUGAGUCCAUUCAAGAGGGACGUUUUAAUUUUCCGGAGGCCGAAUGGCAUGAUGUGAGCGAUGAGGCCAAAGAUUUGAUUUGCCGUCUGCUGGUCAAGGAGGCAUCAAAGCGUCUCAGCGCCGAGGCCGUGCUCAGUCACCCGUGGAUACGCAUGUGCGAACAGGAACCGUCGGUUACCAAGAAGGCAACUCGCCAUAGGGCACUGCAAACGCCAAGCAACAUACGACGCAAUCAUCAGUCGGCGCGUGAGAUAUCGCAGUUCGCCAGCUCGGCCAUGGAUAUGAAGCGUGUUAUCCAGCAGCAUUUCUCGAUGCGCUACGAUUAUAUGAAGGAGCGUCCAAACAUUUAUCAGCCAUCGCAGGCCUACAUGGAUGCCUAUAGCGACGAGAACUACAAUCCUAAGCCGCCGGCGCACUAUACGCGCAGCCGAUCUCAGCGCACGCACUCUGCCGCCGCCGCAGCUGGCAGCGGCUUUUCGUCUUCCUAUGGAGGUCGCUUGUCCACGGCGCAUGCCCAACGCAGUGCAAGCAGUCGCCAGUCGUCGCGCAAUGCGUCGAGCAUUUUUAACAGCAGCGGCGGCUAUAAGACGCUCAAUGUGCACGAUGAGGACGACGCCGAUGAGGCACUCGAGGCUUUUGGCCGUCUGGACGAGAACGAGGAUCCGGAGUGGGCCCAGUCGACGCGUCUCUUCCAGCAGCAACGCGAGCUGCAGCAGAGGCAAGAGCAGGCAGUGCAUGGCAGCAUGAGCGGCAGUGAUGCGGAGUAUGAACUGGAUGAUGAGCAUGGGGAGAGAGAGGGCGAGGACUGUCAGCACUAUAGCCAUAAUUGGCGUGAGCUAGACAAGGAUGAGGGUGAUGACUAUCUGUAUGAGCAGCAGCAGCAGCGUGUGGAUGAUAUUGCCGAGGAAGAUGAGUACGAGGAGGAUGGGGAGAAUGAAACAAUAAACGAAGCUGACAAUCGAAAGCAAUUGAAAGCGAAUGUUGGAGAUGAUGAACAGAAGACGAAGAGCGACGAGGGCAGAAAGGAAGAGAAUAAACUUAUUAUUGAUAAUAUAAUAAAAUCAAAGCAAAGUGAAUUUGCUACAGCAACAACAUUGCGCAAAAAUGCGCAAGAGAUGGAGUUGAAGAAGAAAGAGGAGAUGGAGAUGGGAAUGGAGAUGGAGGAGAAGGCAAGGCAGAUGAAGGAUGAUGUUGAUGGGGCUCUUAAGCAACGACCAACAUCAAGUGAUAUUAGUGCUACAACAAUCACCAAUACCAACAGCAACAACAACACCAACAUCAACAAUAGCAACAGCAAAAUUAAUAUGCAAACAACACCAGUUAUAACUACAACACAAAAACUGAACGGCAAGCCGCUCACUGGCAAUGUUAAGGAUAAUGAUUAUGAUUAUGAUAAUGUAACUAAAACUGAUGAUGAUGUUAAACUAUUGGAUAGUAUUAGUGAUUUAAAUGAAAAGCUACCUGAAAUUUAUGAGACUGCAAAUAUUGUUGUCAACUCAGCGGCAGUGCAAGAAGCAGCAGCAGCAAUAACAACAACCAUAAAACCAGCAGCAGCAAUAACAACAGCAACAGCAACAGCAACGUGCCCACCAAAUGAUAAAGAUACCGAUUUGUAUGCGUUGAAAUACGCACCGACGAUUCAAGCUGCUACUGAGGGGACAACAAUGCGAACGACUUUUGGCAUAAAACAGCAACAACAACAGCAACAACCAACACAUAAACAACAGCGCAAUGUUUGCUUUGCAUCGGAUGCAUAUCAAAACGACGAGGACGCGGACAUUGAUGACGACUACGAGGACGACAACUAUGACGACGAUGACGAGUACGAUUACAAUGAGGCUGAUCAGAGCCGAAAGGCAAGUGGCGACGCGGUAUUCAAGCAACCUUUGCCAGCAAUUAGCAACGCGUACACACGUAAGCAGCGACAGCAGCAACAGCAACAGCGCUACAUUGCGCCACGUGCAGAGCCGCCGCUGUCCAGGCACACGGAGAACUGGCGCUAUCGCAGUCAUCAGUCCGAGCAGCCGACCGUUGUCGGCGGCAGCUACCGCAGGUAUCGUCCGUUUAGCACCGGCGGCGGUGGCGGACACUAUGGCAAUCAGCAGCGUAACUACUUGGGCAGCUUCUCGCAUGGCGGCGGUGCCGCUGGCUAUAAGCUGGCACCACCCAUAGCGCUGCAACCGCAGCAGACGCAGCAGCGUCACAACAGUGCCAGCAGCAGUGGCAGCAACGGCUCGCCGCCAUCGGAUGAGCAGUCCACACAGAUACGCAACUGGCGCCAGGACUGCGUCUAUGCGCCAAUGCGUGGCUGUGGCAUGAAUCAGUCCAAGAGCCUUCAGCAACGCUCGCAGCAGCAACCAGUGUCGAGGAUUGGCUCUGGACGUCUCAUGCACGUGCCACCGCAUCUGCUGGAGGAGCCGGACAAUAUGCGCAACGGCCUGUCGCCGCCCAGCGAGAGUUUGCUGCUGCAGCGACGCAUGCGUCAGCAGCAGCGGCCAGGCGGCGAUCUUGCCGAAUACUGUGAGCCCGCCACGGCAAGUGGCUAACGGAGCGGCGACAACAACAACAACAGGAGCUCUGAGCAGACGCCGCCACACUUACAGCGUCAGCGUUUUUGCCUAAGAAUAUUUGUUUCCUUUUUUGUAUAAUUUUUUGUAUUUCCACACACAUAAUUUGCUUAAUUUCAUCAUUCGUUACAUUUACAAAAAAACAAACAAAACAAACAUUUACAAGCAAACUGUACAACAAGAAAGAAACUACUUAAAAUUCCGUCUUUUUUGUUAAUGCAGAGCAACAAUUGUGUUAAGCUUAAGAAAAAGUGUGCGCGUUCAUUAAAGCAAUCAAUACGAGAUAUAUGCUGUUAAAGAAAUCAAACAACAAUAACAUCAAAACUGAACCAAACAGUCGUUCGAGAAAAAAAUAAAAAAAAAAA